GAACAGCAGCAUGUGAGCAGAGCAGCGGGGAGCUGUCAGUGUCAGGGGGCUCCUAGUGCAGCAGAGACAGUGGCGCGGCUCUUAGUGCGCUCCCAGCCGGCUUUCUGUCUGCACGCAUAUGUAUUGGUACUUGGGAGGUUUUUGCGUUUCCCACUUUUUAACUAGGGUUUUUUUCAGUGAAUUGAUCGCACUAUAGUUGAAUUGUAGUUUUGCUAGGUAUCCGAGUAUAGGUUUUGGUACUUUUUACUUGUUGAAUAUUUCCAAAGGGGAGCGGCAGACUGCAGCUGAUUUAUUUAUUUUUGUGCAAACACUAGUUGCAGGUGUACUCCCGUUUAAAUCUCUUAUUGUGUGUAUUUUUACAGACUUAGUGUCAGUAGUUGCAAAAGCCGGCGAGUGUAUUUCUGCUAUAUUUCUCAAGGCUGAUCUGCGCACUUUAAGGGAUCUGUAACUUAUUUAAGUAAAAGACAGACAGGUUGCUCGUCAGUGCACCGAGUACCUUAUUUAGGUAACCUAAAGUAAAGGACAGUCCGACACUCCUGCUCCGGACCUGCUGUCCCUCCCCCUCGCCACAACCGUUACCAUGAUCCACAUCCUCGGGGAGUUCUUCGUGGUCAUCCUGAAGGUGCUCUGGGCUUUCGUGCUGGCCGGGCUGCGCUGGCUCAUCCGGCCGAAGGAGAAGAGCGUGGCCGGCCAGGUGUGCGUGAUCACGGGCGCCGGCGGUGGCCUCGGUCGCCUUUUCGCCCGGGAGUUUGCCCGGCGCCGGGCGGUGCUGGUGCUCUGGGACAUCAACAGCCAGAGCAACGAAGAGACUGCCGAGAUGGUGCGGCAGAUCUACCGUGAGCUGGACAGCCCCCGACCCAAAGACGGAGCAGUGGGGGGUAUCGAGGAGGUGCCCGCAUUCCAGCCUCAGGUGUACACCUACGUGUGCGACGUGGGCAAGCGCGAGAGCGUCUACUCCACGGCGGAGCGUGUGCGGCGCGAGGUGGGCGACAUCGACCUGCUGAUCAAUAAUGCUGGAGUGGUGUCUGGCCACCACCUGCUGGAAUGCCCCGACGAGCUCAUCGAGAGGACCAUGAUGGUCAACUGCCACGCCCACUUCUGGACCACCAAGGCGUUCCUGCCCAAGAUGCUGGAGAUGAACCACGGGCAUAUCGUCACGGUCGCCAGCUCCCUCGGCUUGUUCAGCACAGCUGGCGUGGAGGAUUACUGCGCCAGUAAGUUCGGUGCGAUCGGAUUUCACGAGUCCCUCAGCCACGAGCUGAAGGCUGCAGAGAAGGACGGGAUCAAGAUGACGCUGGUCUGUCCCUACCUGGUCGACACCGGAAUGUUCCGAGGCUGUAGGAUCAGGAAGGAGAUCGAGCCGUUCCUGCCCCCACUGAAGCCAGAGUACUGCGUGAAGCAGGCCAUGAGGGCCAUCCUGACAGACCAGCCCAUGAUCUGCACGCCUCGCAUCGUCUACAUGGUGAACUUCAUGAAGAGCAUCCUCCCCUUCGAAGCCAUCGUCUGCAUGUACCGGUUUCUCGGUGCGGACAAGUGCAUGUAUCCCUUCCUGGCUCAGCGGAAGGAGGCCAUGAACAACAAUGAAGCGAAGAAUGGCAUCUAGGGGGGGGGGGGGCGCUGUUCCUGCGGGUGUCCAUUUCCUGUAAUAAAGAGGAUAAGACCACUGAAGGGCUCCGGGAUAGAGACUGCCGCCCGCCUGCUGCACUUGCAUUGUGCAAAUGCAAAGGUCCAACAUAUUGUUCCUCUGGAACAACGAAAGCUGUGCGCUACACUAAGGAUUUAUUUGUUCUCUUUAAGGUUUGUUUAAAGAAACCAACUGUCUAUAUACUGUCAAUAGUUUUGAAAUCAUACAAGGUAUUCAGUAAUUAACUACUUCCGUAACGUAGCCUCCGGUAUCACUUAGCAUUUGGGGAUAUACAGUAUGUUACUGUGUGAAGAGCGAGUCUCGCCACUUUGAUGUAGAAAUGCACUGUAACUGCACCUCCCACACUGCCGGCUGCCUCCGUAGUGCAGGACUGCAUCAGCAGUCCACUGCACCGCUUCCGUGCAGUGGCGACGGAGCCCAUAUCAGACUCCACAAGGGGGUGGGGGUGUCCAUCUCAAAUACAGUGUCUUGGAUCCCAGUCCUGAAAUAAGGCAUCGAACUGAUUCGACCGCUAACUGCUGUCAGAUCAAGUCGCAAUACUUUCCCCCCCCCCACCCCGGGGAGGUCAAAGGUCAAUGCUCUGCGGCCGUACAGCUGAAAUUUAAACAGUCGCUAAGUGAAUAACUGCGGCUGUGCUGUCGUACCUCUCACCUGCCUCAUCUCUUCCCAUUUAAAAAAAUAUAUAUUUUUUUUUUUUUUCACACACGCACACAGACACACCAAUAAACUGGUUAGAAAGUUUACCUGAAUGGUUGGGCUCAGCAGUGGGCAUUAACUGGUUAACCAGAGUUCCCGAUACACCCUUACUGUGGUGUACAUCCACGCAUUGGUAUGUCCGGCCCGAGUCAUGGAGAAGCAUUUUAUCGAUGCAUUAAGUUGUCAGGCCAGGAGGGAGGUUAAUACUUCACUAUGGUGAUUAAUGACUGCCCAAAGGGGGGGAGGGGGGUGCGGGUAAACAUUUUGGUUCACUUAAAACGUCAUUUUCAGAGGGACAAAUCUGAAUUAACUACAUUCCGAUAGGGUUUUUUAAUUGACUGUUAUCAGCCUAAAACUUCUACCUCUAAUUGUAUGCCAUUUGUUGACAAUUAUGACGAACCUUCUUUUGUAAUUUUCUUUAAAGACUGCUCAUUAGAGGAGCAAUUUUUAUGUGGUUAUGAUGUUUAGUGUCUGUACCUAACUUAAAUUAAUAAAAUGAUUUUAGAUUAUUA
Messenger RNA from Brienomyrus brachyistius, 2853 nucleotides. RefSeq names its product retinol dehydrogenase 10a (gene rdh10a). Bases 581 to 1603 code for a protein of 340 amino acids. Lineage: Eukaryota; Metazoa; Chordata; Actinopteri; Osteoglossiformes; Mormyridae. Gene Ontology annotation, cellular component: lipid droplet. Gene Ontology annotation, molecular function: oxidoreductase activity, acting on the CH-OH group of donors, NAD or NADP as acceptor. The record is from RefSeq and is a predicted model, not a curated record. The transcript has 6 exons.